ACGAAGUCCACGCCGCACUUUUGUUCAUGCCUAAGUGUUGCCUUCCCUCCCACCAACCUUAGCAACAGAGUGAACAUGGCGGCGUCCAGCAACGCAGAACAAUCACCAGAACUAUCCAGGCCUCUAAAGAUACCGAAAACGGAGGUGCCAUCCCCAGAGUCCGAGGAUUUGAGUGACAGUAACCAAUACCACUCAGGUCCCUCAACACCCAACCGCUUUUCGCCGUUGAACGUGAGCUCCGGAAACGCUGCUCGGACGGCGGCCUCAUCCUCCAACAACUACACUGCGUGUCGGGGGAUGUCGUGGACCCCUUCCGAAACAAACGCACUCAUUGCGGUGUGGGGAAACGAAAGGCUAACAGAGGCCAAGAUGCAGCAGCUGGAAGUCGCGGGGACCAUGUUCACCGGUAAGGCCCCAGGCCCCGCCAUGUAUGAGCGAGUGUCCAGAGCCUUGUCGGAGUUGGGCUACGAGAGGACCCCGUCUCAAUGCCGGGAGAGGAUGAAGACACUUCGGCGUUGUUACAGUCGUGUGAAGGAGCAUGGCAUUGGCAAGAGGAAGAGCAGUUACACUAUAGAACAAUUGGAAAAGGUGUUUGGUCAGGGAGGCUGGGACUCCCAGACCUGUGCUCCUGUGCUCAUCAACAGUAGCGGACUUUACCAGGAGAUGGAGUCUGAUGGCAGUACCUUGGAAGAUUUCUCCCAGGAGGACUGGUGCAAUCAGGUGCUUGACUCAGCUUUCCAGGAGGGAGACAUGGAUGCGGAAGAAAUACAGAUGCCGAAAAGCAGAGCUCUUCAUAUUCAAGUAGAGCACCAAGAGCACAUCCAAAAAAAGGAGACUAUGCAGACACUGAUACGUAUCCUGGAGUCUGUGCAGCUCAAAUGGGAGCACUUUCAGACUUGGACCGAGUUUUCACGCCUUCACCUCUCCAACAAGCUAGCCAUCUUCGGCAUUGGCUACGACACCCGUUGGCGAGAAGAAGUGCGUUACCAUCAUGCUGAGAUAAGUUCACAGGUUCCACUGGGAAAGAGGCUUCGUGAAUAUUUCAAUCCAGAGAAACCUGAGGGCAAAAUUGUUAUGACUAAAGUUCAAAAGAUGAAUUGGAAGAACGUCUACUACAAGUUCCUGGACAUUACCAUCAGUGAAGCGCGCUGCCUGGAGCUGCACAUGGACGUAGACUGGAUACCUGUUUCCUUAUCCAGGGACGCUGGGUGUAGCAUGUCGACAUCCCGUUACCUUCUACCUGGGGAUAUCCCGAAAACAUACGGACUCUAUGCUAUCGGUUAUGAGAUGUCGUCGUCGGGUCGGAACUCUCCCCAAAGUGAUAUCCAGAACUGUAGCUUACCUCAAUUUGAGUCAGAGAAUUUGUCAUCAAAUCAGGCUGAUGGAGAAGGAGCAGGGAAUAGUAGCAACACUGGAACAAAAGUCACUUACUGCUACCUUGGUAUUGCUGAAGAUAGGAACAUUCAACAGUGUCUCUUGCAGAAUUUUCAGAUUUCUGCCAAACACUAUUUCGAAAGUGUGCCCUCUUCGGUGACUCAUUUUCUGCAAGAAAACUGUCGCAGCGGUGUCUUAAAUGAUCCAGUGGGAGGCGGAGCCUUAGCGAGGUGUUUACCUAUUUACAUCAAAUUCAUAGAGGUGGAUCUGGACUUCUUGUCUGCAGGUUCCUUAGUGGAGUGCCUGGAAACUGCUAUUGGUUAUUCUUUGAAGUACAAUAUUAAUGGACCAUUUUAA
Nerophis lumbriciformis (worm pipefish) is the source of this 1731-nucleotide messenger RNA. The record is from RefSeq and is a predicted model, not a curated record. Lineage: Eukaryota; Metazoa; Chordata; Actinopteri; Syngnathiformes; Syngnathidae.